Molecule: messenger RNA, 5690 nt
Organism: Osmia lignaria (orchard mason bee)
Lineage: Eukaryota; Metazoa; Arthropoda; Insecta; Hymenoptera; Megachilidae
Product: LIM domain only protein 3
Biological process (GO): positive regulation of transcription by RNA polymerase II
Cellular component (GO): nucleus
Molecular function (GO): transcription coactivator activity; DNA-binding transcription factor binding
Source: RefSeq, a predicted model, not a curated record
GACAUACUCUACAAGAUGCAAAAGGUUUCGUUUCGAUUGGUCCAUCCGUCUCGGAGUAAUCGGCGAACAUACAUAAAAAAAAAAUUACUCCCCCUUUUUCGAAGUCAGUUAAAAAAGUAUCGCAAGAUAGCAUUUAGGUAAAUCGAUGAGUGACGAUGAUCUCUCAUUGAACGGAUACUUUGAUGGAUGAAAAUCAUAGCGGUUGGAAAUGUAAUUACCCGUUCUCCUUAACGUAAUCGGCAAGACGAUCGCCUAUCUCGCGGCUCGAUGAUUCGGUGUCGUUAAAGGGAAUGCUUUCACGCCACCCUGGGGAGCAGCCUGCCGGAGACAUUAUCACCGGGUAGGCCUACGGAAUUAAUAUGAGCCCGUAGACUCCAUCUUCGUUCACGAUACAUCGAAACUUUCCAGCUUUAAAUAGGCAAAAAGUAAUCGAAGCUUGUCGAGAUAAGAAUAGGGAGGAAGAAUGUUUUUAUCGAGAUUAACGAAUAGAAGAUCAUUAGGCGUGCAGAGGAAAUAUGCGCGUUUCGUUGAAGCCAGCAAUUACGAGCAGUGUCAUAACGUUUCUCACGAAAAUGCAAUUUGCCCCGAAAACCUCGACGAUACGAGAGACGCGUUUCGAUAUUGCGACGCUCGUUAAUACCGCGACUCACUUCCGUCACUUUAAUAGAUGUCGCCGGGGAAAAUCAAUUUGUUCCAAUUUGCGUGUUCCGCUCAGAUUUCCGCGAGGACGGACUCGAACGGGUUCGAGUCCGCGUGUACGAUAGAGAAUCGUUCAUCCUUAACGAACGUACGGAUGGUAGGAUACGGCGGUCGGUGAACGCGUAUCAAGCAUUGUCCUUUUUCCUUCCGUUGCUUUUUAUUUACUUCGAUCCUUCACGGUCCGCGUUAUAAUUUUUAUCGGCUUCCGCGCGCCGGCAAUAUCCGUUUCGAGCACUCCGAUGAAAUGAAUCGCAAUAUUUGCCGGCCAGAUUGACGGGGCAAAUUUUCGAGCGGUCGAUCGAUCCGAUGGCCAAUAACGAAAAUUUUCGUGAAAAACACCGGCUCGAGUCGGGCAAGCAAGAAAAUUAUAUUUUUCAACGAAAUUCCCGUGGAAUUUUCGAAGCGCCGAUAUCGAGUUUGAAUAAUUAAAAACUGAAUCGAAACUUGACGAUAGGAAAAAAAAUAAACGAGAAUGCUUUACACGUUCGAUUGAGUUACGUAAACAAUUUAACGGAUACUUUUGCGAGUAGCGAGAGCGAUUCGAAGUGUAUGAUAUUCGUUCGUUUUAAUGAAUCGAACGUAACAGGAUUUCUAUUUUCAAAUAAGCAACGAUAAGUCGUAGGGAUGGAAGGGAAAUGGAGGGAACGGGUCGAUUAGGUCCGUAUAGGCCUCUGGGUGGCAGUGAAGCGAUCGGAACGCGUCGCGUAACAGCGUCCGGCUGCUAUGUCAGGUCCACGGAGUGAAGUAAAAUGGACUUGAAGGGUUAUGGCCAGCCAUCCGUGGGCUUAUGGGCUGAUCGCGACCGAUAGAAUCAGCGUUCUGGCUCCGUGCUUUUGCUCAUAAUCACUUUUCGAUUAAUUAAAUUUUACGCCCUCUGUCGUCGAUAAACAUUAAAUUUAACGGGUCGCUCCUGCCACGCCGUUACUACCGGUUACGGUCUAUAAGCGAGACACUGCCAUCGUAACCUCUCUAAAUACAAAAUGUUACUUGCUUUGCAUCUUUUUUUUUUCCACUCACCUCUUUUACAUAUCGUACGAAGAUUCUGCUCGCGCGACAUCAAUUUCGAUCGAACUGGACGAGAAAGGAGAGGAGUAAUACACGACGGAACAAUCGCGUCGAUUGGAUCGAACGUCUACAAGAAUAUCGGUUCAAUUAAGAAUGAUAGGUGCAUCAUAAGAUUACCGAUCAUCAAUAUCCAAGAGUGCUCGGAGCUUGUGCAAGUUUCAAAGAGGACAAAAGUUCACCGAAGAGUAUCCCGGCAAAAAGUUCGAUGAAUAACAUCAGCAUGGAGCACGUUAACUGGAAGAGCGUGUCCUCGCGAGUUCUCGACGUCAUUAGUUUGCCCCUUAAUUAGCCCGUGUGACCCGUUCUUCGUGUCGGUGCGGAUCGUGGAAGCCAGUUCGCAAGUUCUCGAAGCUUUGGUCCGGGAGAGAGACCAGUUUCUCAGGCUCGUUAGAAGCUUAAGGAAAAAGCACGUUAGGGGUGGGAUAGCGUAGGAACGUGGACACCCACGAAGACGUGCCCCUUUUCGCGAUGCCCUAUCGUCACCCCGUGCUUAUUCCGCCCCUUAAGCUCUGGCCACACCCGCAAUCAUGCGCAGUUUCCACCCAUCGUCCAAUGAAAGCUCGAGAGCUUGCAAGCUCUGCCGAGCGGCUUUCGAGCCGAACCACUCCGACAAACACCACGUGCCACGCGGCCGAGUUGCACGUGCGUCCGCGGAGCUGUCGAGCUUUUGCGCGUCGCGCUCACCAAUCGAAGCUUUCGUCUUCGAGGAAAGAGUCUACGCAGACCUUUCGUUACUUUCCAAAUUCUUUCAAUCCUUAAUCAUCCACUUUGAUCGUUGAAUAUCAUUUCGAUCGACUGUUACUCUGCUACCUGGUUCCGUACACCGAAAACGUACUGGCGAACCAGAAGGAGACACUACUAGUGCUCUGUGAUACUUGGAACAUUGACAAAUCGAGCGGUGAACGUAGCUGGAGGAAGAAAGUGUAGAGACUUUGACAGAAUCACAAGAAAACGAAAUACAAAGGCGACAUCCAAAGGGUGAUAAAAAAUGACGAUGGAUGUGAGUAAAAGCGAGCCGAGCAAGAACGGGACUGUUCAACAGGAAUGCGCUGGUUGUGGAAAAGUAAUUACGGAGAGGUACCUUCUGAAGACAUUGGACAUGUUCUGGCACGAGGAUUGCUUAAAAUGCAGCUGCUGUGACUGCAAACUCGUGGAAGUUGGCUCGACCCUCUACACAAAGUCCAAUCUCAUACUGUGCAAGAAGGAUUAUCUAAGACUGUUCGGAAGCAGCGGACACUGUGCUGUGUGCAAUAAAAUCAUACCGGCUUUCGAGAUGGUGAUGAGGGCAAGGACCAACGUGUAUCACCUGGAAUGUUUCGCUUGUCAACAGUGCAAUCACAGAUUCUGCAUAGGCGAUAAAUUUUAUCUGUGCGAGAACAAAAUCCUGUGCGAAUACGACUACGAGGAGAGACUAGUUUUCGCAAACAUGGCACUACAUCCGCCACCGACCGCUACGUUGGCGCAUAUCAAGAGACAAGUGACCCAUCUUCAGCCACAGACAAUAUCACCGGGAGGCCCGCAGAGACAAGCGAACGGAGAGACAACCCAUAACCACAAUGGGUAUCCCGCGCUGCCGAGCUUGAGCAACCAUAACAUCCUGAACCCCAUGAAUAAUUUAAAUGGUAUCAAUGCACAAACACCUUACGAUACUAAAUGACAAACGAAGUAAACGCCUACUGUAUCGAUCGAAUCGCGAAUCGCGUUGCCAAAUUUCUUUAACGAACACGGACGUCUUCUAUCAUCAUUAUCCUAGUAGCCAGUUCUCGGAGUCGUUACUUGAGAAUCUUAAAAAAGAUCUGCUUUCGCGUCUCGAGGUUCGUUAAAAAAUAAGUUUAACACGUUGACUGCCACGAUGAAAAUUAUUAAUAAUAAUAUUACCUACAUAAAAUUUUCUUAGUUUAUUUAAUUCUGCAAUCUUCACUGCAGUCAACGCGUUAAAAAAAAAAAGACGAUCGAAUCACGCGUAGAUGCACGUUAACAAUUAUUAUCAAGGAUUCUAUUUCUUCGGAAUCAUAGACAUUUAAGGCGAUACCUAUCGCGUGACGAUUUUUAACGAACGUCGGUGAAUCGUCGACUCGCAUUCACUCAGACUGUACUGAACAAUUUACUCGCGCGACUUUAUCGUGAAUACGAUAUGCGUCCAAAUACAUAUUUAUGAUAAGGUGUAUCGACAAGUAACCAUAUUCUGUCGCAUUAGGCGACACCCUAAGGCUGUACGAGCGAAGCGCGCGAGGGCUAUUGGUGCUGUUUUAGACGAAAUUUAAUUGUUCGAAUCUCGCAGGCUAAAUUAGAACGUAAAAAAUCAAUGUACGGACGUUGAAGAACGGAAAGGAGAGGCGAUGGAAGAGAAAGAGGGAGAGAGAGGGAACAGGUUAGAGCACACGGGGAAACAAUGCGGGUAAACCGAAUGCUCAGGGGUGAUCAAAGUUUGGCCGUUCUUGUAGUCGACUUUGCUGUCCGUUGCGGGCAACGCCGGUAAAUCUAGCUUUACCGGACUACCGGACCAACGGACUACCGGAGGUAGAACUCGAGGAAUGGCCACGGGGUGAAAUUGGUGAGCGAGGUCGAGCUUGGCAGAUCGAAUCGGUAGCUGGUCUUCGGCAUCGAAACAGGGCCUCGCCACCCCUUGGGGCUCAUACGUUAAGGGGUGACUUAAGCAUUGUUUCAACUUCGAAUCUCUCGCUAGAGGGCCAGAUUGAUGUCACGAACUUUUCCGUUGCCUUAUUUGCGAGUCAGAUAACGAGGCUGAGUUAUGCCGAAAGUUCUCUCUUUCUCUCGGCUUGGCCGGGCGCUAUCAGAGACGAGCAGCGACCGGAGAAAAUGUUUUAUUCCCUUUUCCAUGCCAUACACUACGAGAGAUUUGUCGGCGACACGGCUACAGAAAGAGUUUCGCAAUCUCUCGAACGGUAAUAGGCUUAUGUCAUUGUCAGACACGAUAAUUUUCGGUAGAACUGAAUAUCUGGGAUUCUUCCGCGUUAAUAGAUCGAUUACUAGGUCGAAAUUCCAUUCUUUCUUUCAUUCGUAAGGGCAAUGUUGUAUUAGGUAUAAUAAAUACUUGACAACCACGCGUAGUUCCUAACGCUAAGCGUCUCUGAGAUAAAAAUUGUAAUGGUUAAAGAGAAGAAAAAUUGUAUAGUGUCGUACGACUACUAACCGAUUGUCUAAUCAAAUAAUUCGUAUAGAUUACGAUUAGUAGAGUCAACCUCAUACGGAUAUCAUACGUCAUCGGUAAUAUAAUCUAUAUUCAGUCGUUCCAUAAAUAAUGCCGUUUUUCAAUCAAUCAACGAGUUAUUUUUAUUUUUAUCCGUCGAAUACCAACCACUUUUCCUUUACGUAAUUCGAAAUAAUCCAUAAGUUAUUUAUGGAACGAUCUAAUAACUAACAUCGACGAACGAAUCAUCAGAAUUGUAUGCAAGCUGCUUAUGUAUUGAGGUUACAAUCGCGUCUGUCUCGUCUCGAACGCAAAUGUAUGCACGAUGCAUGUAAAGAAAAAGUUUCGAUCGAGGAAUACGUAAGGAAGCGUGUACGUUCGCUAGCAUAGACACGUUUUGCAUGAUAGUUCUAUCAUAGGGACAUCAAUUACAAUAAAAUUACUGUUUCGAUGUUACUCGACUGUUUGAUUUCUUUUUUUGUAGGAACGGGGAAGCGACGGAAAGACUCCAAUGACGUUGUCUUAUUGAUUUCAAAACAUAUCUGUAUGACUUUAAAGUCGACGCUUCGUAAUAUCUUCGCAUCCCCGUGCUCUUCUCGAGAUUUACCCUACGUUUCUCGCAUCCUUCGCGCUUCCUCUGAAUUAUUUAAGACAGCUACGUGAUUGGCCGACAAAUCCGGUAUGCCUCAAUAAUUUACCAAUCAUACGCGGUCCUUUGUGUUUUAUACGCCACGUUUCGUAUAAAUCGCAUUGCGUAUUCAGGAGAACGAGAUCC